AAUUUAAAAAUUUAGUUGUAUUUGGCAACAAUGUAAAAGAAAACUGUCUCGCUGUCUGAUAAAAUCUUUUGUUGUCUACUUUUCGUGACGAAUUUCGGAAUUCAUUCAAGUAAUGAAAGUGGGUUCUUUUACUACUAAUUAAUAAUGUAUUAUUCAUUAAUAAUUCGUAUUCGAGAUCCGUGGAUGUUGUUUAAUUGAAGCUGACAAUCGUAACUCAAUUUCUACCUGGAAAACAGACUGAUCAAGAUGGGUAAUUCGGACACUAAACUCAAUUUUCGAAAAGCUGUCAUUCAGUUGACCACAAAAACACAGCAACCUAUCGACGCUGGCGAUGAAAUCUUCUGGGAUCAGUUUUGGUGUGAAAAUGUUCUAAAUAUUCAAGAUGUUUUCACUUUGAUACCGGCGCCUGAAGUUCGAUCAUUACGAGAAGAAGCUCCAGCCAAUCUUGCCACCCUAUGUAACAAAGCUGUAGAAAAAAUGAUUAAGGCAGUCGAUAACAGCUGUCGUACGCAGCAAGAACAACAAACAGUAUUGAAUUGUUGUCGGCUCCUUACGAGAUUACUGCCUUAUAUUUUCGAGGAUCCGGAUUGGCAUGGAUAUUUUUGGUCGACUGUAAAAGCAAGAUCAGAGGAUGAUCCAAAUGCAGUCCCCCUGGCUCAGUUGCUACUUGGUGCUAUUUGCGAUCUUUUGUUUUGUCCCGAUUUCACGGUAGCUACGAAUAAAAAAUCUGGACCGGAUAAAGCAGAAGAUUUACAAGCUAUCGACAGCUGCGAGUAUAUUUGGGAGAAAGGUGUAGGCUUUGCUAACUCUCCGCCUCAUUAUCCCACCUACGAUACAGCUAGAACAGAACUGCUGAAGUUACUUUUGACAUGCUUCAGCGAAAUCAUGUACAAACCUCCAUCAGAUCCCUGUGAAACGCCAAAUAACUGGAUACAGUACUUAACGUCGACAGAAAAUCGUCACGCGUUACCGAUGUUUACAUCUCUAUUGAACACAGUCUGCGCUUAUGACCCAGUUGGUAUGGGUGUACCAUACAAUCAUCUGUUGUUUACAGAUACAAUGGAACCUUUGGUAGAAGUGUGUUUGCAAAUACUUAUCGUAACACUGGAUCAUGAUACUUCAACAGCUGAUGAGUGUGGAAAUCAAGAAAACUUAUUCAUUAAUUAUUUAUCGCGCAUACAUCGGGAUGAUGAUUUCCAUUUUAUUAUGCAAGGAUUCACAAGAUUACUUAAUAAUCCGCUGGUUCAGACGUAUCUACCGAAUUCUACUAAAAAAAUUCAAUUUCAUCAAGAACUUUUGGUAUUUUUCUGGAAAUUAUGCGAUUAUAAUAAGAAAUUUUUGUAUUACGUAUUGAAAAGCAGCGAUGUUCUGGACAUCUUGGUUCCCAUUUUAUUCCAUCUCAAUGAUUCUAGAGCUGAUCAAUCUCGAGUUGGUCUAAUGCAUAUAGGAGUUUUCAUUCUGUUGUUAUUGAGCGGAGAACGGAAUUUUGGUGUUAGGCUCAAUAAACCCUACACCGCUACUAUCCCAAUGGAUAUUCCAGUAUUCACAGGUACACACGCUGAUCUUCUCAUAACAGUUUUUCAUAAAAUAAUUACAACCGGACACCAAAGAUUGCAGCCAUUGUUUGAUUGCUUACUCACAAUUCUAGUCAAUGUAUCUCCUUAUCUGAAGAUGCUUUCAAUGGUAGCCAGUACCAAACUUUUGCAUUUAUUAGAAGCAUUUAGUACGCCGUGGUUUUUAUUUUCGUCGCCGACCAAUCAUCAUUUGGUAUUCUUCCUGUUGGAAAUAUUCAAUAACUUAAUUCAGUAUCAAUUCGAUGGUAAUUCGAAUCUAGUGUACACUAUUAUCAGAAAAAGACAAGUAUUCCAUUCGCUAGCGAAUUUACCUAUCGAUUGUGGUACUAUCAACAAAUGCCUUAGCAGGAGGAUGAAGAAAAACGUCGUCGAAGCUCCUCCUGAAGAAAAUAUUCCUGAAACGCCCAGCAUGGAAGGAUCAAAACCAGCUUUGCCUGCAGAACCAGGAACCUUGAAGGCUACACUGAUGGAAACUCCUGGUGUAAUGAAGAUGACGGAACGAGAAAGUGCGCAUCCUGGCACCUGUGAAAUUCCGGCUGAACUAGUCACCUCGAAUAAUAAUGAUCUUAAAAAUUUGAAAAUAACAGAAAAUUGCGUUUCAAAACCGUCGCCAAGUUUAGGACCUGUGAAAACCAAUGAUAACACCUGGGUUCCAACUACCGAAUGGGUAAAAUCUUGGAAAGAAAAAUUACCCCUACAGACUAUCAUGAGAUUAUUACAAGUAUUAGUGCCUCAAGUGGAAAAAAUUUGUAUUGAUAAAGGGUUGACCGAUGAGAGCGAAAUUCUAAAAUUUUUACAACAUGGCACUCUAGUGGGGCUGUUACCUGUUCCACAUCCUAUACUUAUUCGUAAGUAUCAAGCUAACAGUGGAACGACAGCUUGGUUUAGGACUUACAUGUGGGGAGUUAUUUAUCUCAGAAAUGUUGAUCCUCCAAUUUGGUAUGAUACUGAAGUAAAAUUAUUCGAAAUACAACGAGUUUAAUUUUAACUUGUGUUUGAGUAACGGAUAUUUCGUAAUCAUUCCAUUUUCUAAUUUAAUAAUUAAUACUCGAAAACUAAGAACUUGUUAUCAAUUUUUUAUGCUUAAAAUUUCGUUGAAAUGUCAUGUGUACUUCGGAUUGUCGAUUCAAUUCUGUGAGCACGAUUCGUUUCUUUUUGGAAGUAGAAGCGGAUGUGUUGUCCUCUUCUUAUUUAUUAACUCACAGGGUGUACAAAUAAAAAAAAAACAAUCCCCUUUUUUUCCCUCGGGUCUAAAAAAUAUUUAGAAACUAACGGAGCCAAACUGCUCGUAAAUAAUUAAUGUAUUUUUUAAAUUCUAACCUUUUUUCAAAUGAAUAAAGUAUCGAAAUCUUCCGUAGGGAAGCCUUUGACUUGAUUAAGUAGGUAUUCGUUUGUUUUUGUUCGCAUCUGCUACUUGCAGUGUGUGGUACGUAUUAUGUGAAUUGUAUUAAUUACGGAUUUUAUCAUUUUAUUUUGUUAUUUAUUUUAUUUUUUUCACCUGUGUGAUUUUUUUUGUUGAUUUAUUUUCUGAUUACGUGAUUACGGAUAAUUUAAUCAUUUUUUUCUUUUAUAUCCGGUUUUGUUUUUAAAAUUGACAUAUUAUCGCCAUUUUAAUUUUUUAUACAGUUUUAUUAUUAUUCACUGUGUAUUCAACGUUUGUCCUACAUUCCUUAAUGUAAAUUAAAAGUUUAUUUUAUGCA
Messenger RNA from Planococcus citri (citrus mealybug), 3274 nucleotides. RefSeq names its product protein HID1. The coding region runs from base 247 to 2556 and encodes 769 amino acids. The record is from RefSeq and is a predicted model, not a curated record. Gene Ontology annotation, cellular component: Golgi medial cisterna; Golgi trans cisterna; membrane. The transcript has 16 exons. NCBI's taxonomy places the organism in Eukaryota, Metazoa, Arthropoda, Insecta, Hemiptera, Pseudococcidae.